This is a messenger RNA of Exophiala oligosperma, 753 nucleotides long. RefSeq lists its product as uncharacterized. The transcript has 3 exons. Bases 1 to 753 code for a protein of 250 amino acids. NCBI's taxonomy places the organism in Eukaryota, Fungi, Ascomycota, Eurotiomycetes, Chaetothyriales, Herpotrichiellaceae. The record is from RefSeq and is a predicted model, not a curated record.
AUGUCGCACAGAAGCUCAAACAUUGUCCUCUACACUGCACCAACUCCAAAUGGACACAAGGUGUCCAUCACCCUGGAGGAGCUGGGGCUGGAGUACGAGACGAAGAUGGUCGACAUGGGGAGUGCCGAGCAGAAGGAGCCGUGGUUUUUGGCCAUUAACCCCAACGGACGGGUGCCGGCCCUGACGGACGUCCUCCCCGACGGGACGACGAUCAGGCUCUUCGAGUCGGGGAGCAUCCAACAGUACCUCGUCGACCGGUACGACGGGGAGCGACGAAUCUCCUACGCCCCCGGGACGGGGGAUUUCUACAUGACCAACAGUUGGCUCUUCUUCCAAAACGCCGGCAUAGGCCCCAUGCAGGGGCAGGCCACCCACUUUACCAACUACCACCACGCGACCGAGCCUCAGACCUACGCCCUCGAGCGGUACGUGAACGAAAGUCGGCGGCUCUGGCGCACCGUCGACACCCACCUCGGAAAAGAGGGCACAGAAUACCUGGUGGGGUCUAAAUGCACCGUUGCAGACAUUGCAGCCUUCAGCUGGGCCAACAUCGCGUUUUUCUCCGGUAUCGACCUUUCGGAAUUCCCCCGAGUCCAACGGUGGUUCAACCGACUUUCCGAGAGGCCAGGCUUCCGAAAAGGACUCGCCGUCCCGGUCAAAGUCAGUCUGCAGGAGCUGUCCAAAGAUAAGGCGUUCUUGGAACGAAACAAGGAGAUGAUCCGUCAAGGCAUGCAGGAAGAUAGGAAAAAGUAG